Molecule: messenger RNA, 1857 nt
Organism: Suillus paluster
Lineage: Eukaryota; Fungi; Basidiomycota; Agaricomycetes; Boletales; Suillaceae
Exons: 7
Coding region: 1-1857 (618 amino acids)
Source: RefSeq, a predicted model, not a curated record
AUGCUAGCUCAACGUAUGCUAGCAGGACCUUCCGCUUCUCUUUGCUCUUUGUCUCCCCUUGAGCUGCUUGAUGCUCCCAUACUCGAACGUGUCGCAUUUUACUUGGCUACAGGUCGGUUCAUUGGACCACCGUCGGAAUUGAUCCCUCUCUUGUGCACGUCUCGCACGAUCAAUGCGUCACUCAGGUUCCGCAGCAAUAGCCAUCUAUAUUCUCAGAUUUUUCACCAAAAGUUUGACUGCGCUGCAGUACUACGUCGCCUGUCAUGGGGACGCACCACUGUCGAAUGCUUAUCUGAGGAGCUUCGCAAGCGCAGUACCAUAUUGACUCGUAUACGUCAUCGGAAUGUGGAAAAUUUUACUUCUCUUCAGGAGGACCUCUGGGCAGUCUAUCUCAUGAUGCUCGAAAAUGAUCAUAAAAACAUGGCCCAGUUGUGUCUCUGGGCCGAGCUUCCGAUGUGGAUAGCAAAUGCCAUCGAAGACAAAUGCCAAGUUCCCCGAGAGCAUCCGCUAUCUUGGGUGAACGACAUUGAAGGCACCUCAUUGGCCCUUUGGCUUCUUUGGAUGAGCAGCAACGAAGGGAGCGUCAAGAAUGAAGACCCUAGGGAACGCAAUAAAAUACUGCACCGGCUUGAGCCUUUCCUUGUGCAAGGACAUCGAUUCUCAUCUGCGUACGCUCCCGAUGCGUUUUUCUAUCUGCCUCUUUGUGCAGAACUUGAGGCUGCAAUCCCAUGUACGACGGGUCUGCCACUUCCCAUCUCCCGCGAAGUUGUACACUAUGGUCGAAAAAUUAGGCUCGCUGCACCGCCUUUAGUACCAGCUGCACUCCUGAACUAUGUGAUCAGGUUGGAGGUGCGUUUAGACACUAAUCCAUUACCGUCCGCAGUGGCGCAACUUCCUGCUACGAGAGUACAAGCUACUACAAUGGGAUUGCCUGUUCCGCGGCUUACACAGGAAGAUGUUGUAGACUUUCACUUUCACACUCGCACAAAGUUUUUCGGCGACUAUAACGGCCUUGGCAGCGAGCGCCUUGAUAGUGAAUGGUUUCGAAUUGUAUCAUGUCAUGAUCCGUGGGCUGUUGAUCGACCGCUCCGGGGAGUUUUCUACCGUCUUGGGACAUUAACCGGACACCGGAAUGGUCGUGCUUUGAUUCCAUACCUACAGGCUCACAUGGAAGCUAACAUGCGUAAUCGACGACCUUCGGUACAGGGUGUUACUUGGGCGCACGAGCGCAUAUCUUGCGUGUUCAAAGAACAUCAUUGUUUAAACCCCGAUGAACCUAUCCCUGCACCUGCCGAAGCUCAUGGGUGGGGCGAGGAUAUCCUCAACGGUUGGUUGCCCCGUCGGCUGGAGAUUAAACAUGGAGCAGAUAGCCUGACAUUAGAUGAUCCGGAUACCGGGAGGACCGUACGUUAUGAAACAUACCAUGCUGAACGCGAAAACCCCUACUCCAUGCCGUUCAAGAAGAGCUCCGAGUGGCGUGGUGAUUUGCCCAUUGAGACCGUAAGCGAGGAUUCGCCCCACGAAACGGACGACGACUAUGAGGAAGUUUGUGAGGAAAGAUCUAGUGGUGUCACCGACAUUAUCAUCACGGGAGAGACGUACGAACGCGAGGGCCCUGCUUGGGGUUCUUUCUCUUUCAUUGGCCGAGUAAGACCAUGGGAUGGCUUUGUUGUUCUGCUGCGGCUGCCAACGCACGUUGCCCAUUCAUAUCAUGGUCGCUGGAUAUUCAAAGGUUACGUACACGAGCGUAGCCUUGUUGGGCGCUGGCGUGAAACUGGCACUGCAGUUGACCAGGUAGGCUACGAGGGCGGAUUUGUGCUUUGUAAGGUGGAUGAAAAUUCUACAGAUGUGGUUUGA